Dromaius novaehollandiae (emu) is the source of this 1446-nucleotide messenger RNA. RefSeq names its product phospholipid scramblase 1. Lineage: Eukaryota; Metazoa; Chordata; Aves; Casuariiformes; Dromaiidae. Gene Ontology annotation, cellular component: plasma membrane. The coding region runs from base 333 to 1133 and encodes 266 amino acids. Gene Ontology annotation, molecular function: phospholipid scramblase activity. Gene Ontology annotation, biological process: plasma membrane phospholipid scrambling. The record is from RefSeq and is a predicted model, not a curated record. The transcript has 9 exons.
CAGUAGUUGUGAAUGAAGUUAAAAACGCGGCUCCUCUCCUUAGCAGCAGUUAUUUAUUUGAGCUGUCAAAAUAACCCUUUUGUUUUCAAAGACUAGCUUAUGCAGAGGCCGGCGCACUGAACACCGUGCCAGCCUGUGCCGCCGUUAGAGUUACGCUGCACACAGUGGUGUUGCUGUUGCCCUGCUGCUGGUGCGCGCAGCGUUAGAGCUGUCCUCACCUCUGCGAGGCUGGAUGUCCCGAGCUCUGCGUGAUCCGUGGUUUACUGAAGGGUGCAGCUGUGAUUCUUCAUAUUUCGCUAGAGUUCUGAGUAAUUAUAAGCAGAUCUACAGAAAUGCAAGGCGCUCCAGGAGUGGGGAACUAUGGACCUGCUGGACAUGCUGGGCCUCCCAUCCCAAAUCUGCCUCCUGGGGGUGGGGUGACCAUCUGGAUGCCUUCCCCUCCUCCUCCUCCUCUCUACUGCCCCCCUGGACUAGAAUACCUGACCCAGAUUGACCAGCUAUUAAUUCAUCAGCAGAUUGAACUUCUUGAGAUUAUUACUGGCUUUGAAACAAACAACAAAUACGAAAUCAAGAAUACGCUGGGGCAAAGGGUUUACUUCGCAGCAGAGGACACCGACUGCUGUACCAGGUUUUGUUGUGGGCCAUCGCGACCUUUCAGCAUCCACAUUAUUGACAAUCUGGGCCACGAGGUGAUAACUUUGCAGAGACCCCUCAGGUGUUCUUCGUGCUGUUUCCCUUGCUGCUUACAGGAGCUGGAAGUUCAGUCCCCCCCAGGAACACCAGUGGGUUAUGUUGUCCAGACCUGGCAUGCCUGCCUGCCUAAGUUUACUAUUCAAGAUGAGAAAAGAAUGGAUAUACUGAAAGUUAUUGGCCCAUGUGUUGUCUGCAGCUGUUGUCAGGAUAUUAAUUUUGAGGUGAAGUCCAUUGAUGAAACUUGUACUGUUGGGAGGAUUUCUAAGCAGUGGACUGGAUUUGUGAGAGAAGCGUUUACAGAUGCAGAUAAUUUUGGCAUCAAAUUCCCAAUGGACCUUGAUGUAAAAAUGAAAGCUGUCAUGAUUGGUGCUUGCUUCCUUAUCGAUUUCAUGUUUUUUGAGCAUGCUGGGGAUGGGCGACAGCGAUCGGGAGUUUGGUAAUGAAAUCUGGAACUUUUUAUUUACAAAGAAGACAAAAAUAAGUUGCCUAACUUUCCAGUGGAUUACAAAGCUCCAGUGGGAAUGUGAGAAAUGUAGAUCUUGUUCUUAAAGUUAUACUUCUGUAAUCUAACAGCUGUAUAGUCUAGCUUCAUUUUUGUAAUCUUAUGAAUUAUUUGCAAUAUCCGAAUCGGAACCCUUUGUCUGUACAGAUCAAUAUUGUAAUUUACAGAAAUAUACAGCAACUUUUUUUGUGACGUAGUAGUCUUGUGAACUUUUUUAAGAAUUAAAAUAACUUUGUUCAAUAUUAAUAUAA